GUUGCGAAGAUGGCGCUGCUGGGGAUGCUCUGUGGGAUUGCCCGCGCGUGGCGCCUUGGCGGUUGCCCUCGGGCCGAGAGGGUACUGGCAUCUUCCAGCAUUCCUCUUCUAUCAACUAUUAAUACAUGCAGAUGUUUUGGGUACAGCAUAAAAUGGGAUAAGAGGAACAGGAUCACCUAUCCGCCACAAGGACCAGACGAGCCUCGAAGGCCAGCAGAGAUAUACCACUGUCGAAGAGAUAUCAAAUAUGAUAAGGAUAAGAUGUGGUACCUGGCCAAAUUGAUACGGGGAAUGACCAUUGACGAGGCACUGGCUCAGUUAGAAUUCAAUGAUAAAAAGGGAGCAAAAAUAAUCAAAGAGGUUCUUCUGGAAGCUCAAGAACUGGCAGUGACAAGAUAUAAUGUAGAAUUUAAAUCCAAUUUAUACAUUGCUGAAUCAUUUUCUGGAAAGGGACAUUAUCUAAAAAGAAUCCGCUACCAUGGCAAAGGCUGUUUUGGGGUAAUGGACAAAGUCAAAUGUCAUUAUUUUGUGAGAUUAGUUGAAGGACCACCUCCACCUCCAGCACCAGCAAAGACUGGGUUUGAUCAAGCUAAGGAGUAUGUUGAGCAACUUCGUAAACGAACCAUUAUUAAUACACUGUGAUAGCUCUCAUAAUGUAUUUGUUUUUCCUUUUUGAUAAAAAUGUAAAUAAAGUACAUUUCAAAAAUAA
Messenger RNA from Candoia aspera, 709 nucleotides. RefSeq names its product mitochondrial ribosomal protein L22 (gene MRPL22). Gene Ontology annotation, cellular component: ribosome; mitochondrial large ribosomal subunit. NCBI's taxonomy places the organism in Eukaryota, Metazoa, Chordata, Lepidosauria, Squamata, Candoiidae. Gene Ontology annotation, biological process: translation. Gene Ontology annotation, molecular function: structural constituent of ribosome. Bases 10 to 642 code for a protein of 210 amino acids. The transcript is spliced from 7 exons. The record is from RefSeq and is a predicted model, not a curated record.